Messenger RNA from Nyctereutes procyonoides (raccoon dog), 1945 nucleotides. RefSeq names its product trans-L-3-hydroxyproline dehydratase (gene L3HYPDH). Bases 68 to 1132 code for a protein of 354 amino acids. Lineage: Eukaryota; Metazoa; Chordata; Mammalia; Carnivora; Canidae. The transcript has 5 exons. Gene Ontology annotation, molecular function: hydro-lyase activity. The record is from RefSeq and is a predicted model, not a curated record.
GCAGGCAGGCUGGAGGCUGGGGGCGCACGCGCGGCGGGCCGGCGGCGGGGCUUCCCGGACGCAGGCGAUGGAGAGGCCGCUGGCGGCCCCUCGGCUGCCCCCGCACGGCCCGGGGACGCCGGCGCUGUCGGUGGUGGACAUGCACACCGGCGGCGAGCCCCUGCGCAUAGUGCUGGCGGGCUGUCCGGAGGUGGCCGGCCCCACGCUGCUGGCCAAGCGGCGCUACAUGCGCCAGCACCUUGACCACCUGCGACGGCGGCUCCUGUUCGAGCCCCGGGGGCACCGCGACAUGUACGGGGCCGUGUUGGUGCCUAGCGAGUUGCCGGACGCGCACUUGGGCGUCCUGUUCCUGCACAACGAGGGCUACAGCUCCAUGUGCGGCCACGCGGUGCUGGCGCUGGGCCGCUUCGCGCUCGACUUCGGGCUGGUGCCCGCACCCCCGGCCGGCGCCCGCGAGGCCCGCGUCAACAUCCACUGCCCGUGCGGGCUGGUGGCCGCCUUCGUGGAAUGCGAGCACGGCCGCAGCCGCGGCCCAGUGCGCUUCCACAGCGUCCCAGCCUUCGCGCUGGCCACAGAUCUCUUAGUGAAUAUUCCUGGUCAUGGAAAGAUGGCGGUAGACAUUGCAUAUGGUGGGGCAUUUUAUGCAUUUGUUAGUGCUGAAAAGUUAGGCCUUGACGUUUGUUCUGCAAAGACAAGGGACCUUGUGGAUGCUGCGAGCACAGUGACAGAAGCAGUCAAAGCUCAGUUUAAAAUUAAUCAUCCUGAGAGUGAAGACCUUUCCUUUCUGUACGGAACUAUAUUAACAGAUGGAAAAGACACUUAUAGUGAGGAACCAACCACCAACAUCUGUGUGUUUGCAGAUGAACAGGUUGACAGAAGUCCUACUGGCUCAGGAGUGACAGCCCGAAUUGCCUUACAGUAUCACAAAGGCCUUCUAGAACUGAACCAGACCAGAGCCUUUAAAAGCAGUGCAACUGGCUCAGUAUUCACAGGGAAGGCUGUGAGGGAAGCAAAAUGUGGGGAUUUUAAAGCUGUUAUCGUGGAAGUCUCUGGACAAGCCCAUUACACAGGUACAGCAAGUUUUAUAGUGGAAGAUGAUGACCCUCUGAGGGAUGGAUUCCUUCUCAAGUGACUUCUUCAAGCUUUUCAGGGCUUUUCUGAAUGAUGUGGAAAAUGAUAUGAAACUGUAUGAUUUCUUUCUAAAAUAUUAUGCUGUGACUAAAUAUAAUCAUUAUACGUGCACAUGUAAUUGGUAUAAAUGCCACUUAGGUCUAGCUUUUAAAAUGCUGAAAAUUCAGAAUAUUUUUGUAGUUAUUAACAUAUCAGGUAAAAUUCAUAUCUUAGUCCCGUUACUUUUUAAGUAUUACACUAUGCCACUUACUGUAAUAGUUUGUAGACGCUCUUUGAAUAAUAGUUUGAAUUGUAGCCCUCAUAACAAUGACUCUUACAAGUUCAUUAUUUUAGUCUUCCAGUUUUUGAGUCAAAUACAUCCUAUCCUGUACAUAGGAUGUCAUGUACAUCCAACAUGGGCAGGAUGUAAGGAGGAUGGAUUAUUAUAAGGUACUCAACAUUUAGCAUACAUAGCCUGGGAAGAAUUGGGGUGGCUCAGCUUCUUUGGAUAGAUGUCACUUACAGCUGCUCCCAGGAUGUUCUGUGGGCUGCAAAGUCCAGCUCCUACUCCAAGGUAACUGAAGUGCCAUAAGCUGAUGUGAGAAGACCAAUGAAUAAUCAGACGUUUGUUAUAUCUUUAAGGCUCUUAUAAAAGGGUUUGUGUCAUUACUGCAUUAUAAACACAGUGGGAAUCAAUGAAUAAACUACAGUAGAGUGAGUCUCAUACACUAUCAACUACGUGCCAGAUUUAAAACUUGAAAUAAAUGUUAACUGUUAAUUUUUGCUAGCUAAUUGUCUGUGAACCUGUUAAAAAUAAAUUGGAUCACUCAGUUAA